AUGCCAAAGCCCAUUAAGCUGAAACCUGAGCCAACGAUCUCGGCUUUGUGGCACGCGCGGCGAAUCUGCGGCAUUUCCUGGCAAACCCACACCACGGAUGGGAGACGGGAUGGGGCGUCUGUUGGCGCAUUCGAGAUCUGGAAAUUGUUUGAGGAUACCAAACGCCUCGCAAAUGGGAUUGAAAAGACUACAAGUCACCCACAGCUGGCUGAGCCAGUACCUGAAGCUGUCCAAGUAUUUUUCGAGCCGGCUUGA
Penicillium maclennaniae is the source of this 255-nucleotide messenger RNA. RefSeq lists its product as uncharacterized. The transcript is spliced from 2 exons. The coding region runs from base 1 to 255 and encodes 84 amino acids. Lineage: Eukaryota; Fungi; Ascomycota; Eurotiomycetes; Eurotiales; Aspergillaceae. The record is from RefSeq and is a predicted model, not a curated record.